GAGCCGCCGCCGCGGCGCGCAGAGCGGGCGCGCUGCCCUCCUCCUCCUCUUCCUUCUCCCUCCUCCUCCUCCUCCUCCUCCUUCUCCUCCUCCUCCUCUUCCUCCUCCUCCUCCUCGUUAGAUGCUGCGGCGGCCGCCCGGGAGCAGCCCCGCUCCGCGCACGGCCGCCGACCGCGGGCAGCAGCGGAGCGGCGCGGAGAUGGUACCGCUGGUGCGGAGCGCCGGGGGCUCCCACCAGUGGCCGGCGAUAGUGGUCCUCGGCCUGUGUUGUCUCCUACCUCCCGGGCGACUCGCUGCUCCCGGUGGGGACUUCCCCGGGGCGACCGUGGACAAUCUGGUGGUCAGGAAGGGGGACACGGCGGUGCUUAGGUGUUACUUGGAGGAUGGAGCUUCCAAAGGUGCCUGGCUGAACCGGUCAAGUAUUAUUUUUGCUGGAAGUGACAAGUGGUCAGUAGAUCCUCGGGUUUCAAUUGCCACAGCAAACAGAAGAGAAUACAGCCUGCAGAUACAGGAUGUCGAUGUGACAGAUGACGGUCCCUACACUUGUUCUGUGCAAACUCAGCACACUCCUAAAACGAAGCAGGUGCACUUAACUGUACAUGUUUCCCCGAAGAUAUACCGCAUUUCGAGUGACAUCGUUGUGAACGAAGGGAGCAACGUUACCCUGGUGUGCCUGGCCACGGGGAAGCCAGAGCCUUCCAUUUCCUGGAGACACAUCUCUCCAUCAGCAAAGCCCUUUGAGAGUGGGCAGUACCUGGACAUCUAUGGAAUUACAAGGGACCAGGCUGGGGAAUACGAGUGCAGCGCAGAAAACGAUGUCUCGGUCCCAGAUGUGAAGAAAGUAAAAGUCACAGUAAACUUUGCCCCCACAAUUCAGGAACUUAAAUCCAGCGGUGUGGUGCUUGGAGGGAACGGCCUGAUACGGUGCGAAGGUGCAGGAGUUCCUGCCCCGGUCUUUGAGUGGUACAAAGGAGAGAGGAAACUGAUCAAUGGUCAACAAGGAAUCACUAUUAAAAAUUAUAGCACAAGAUCACUUCUUACUGUUACCAAUGUGACAGAAGAGCAUUUUGGCAACUAUACAUGUGUCGCUGCCAACAAGCUAGGGACGACCAAUGCCAGCCUGCCUCUCAACCAAAUUAUUGAGCCUACUACCUCUAGUCCUGUCUCAAGCCCAGCUCCCAGUACAGCCCAGUACGGGAUCACCGGCGAUGCCGAAGUCCUCUUCUCCUGCUGGUACCUUGUGUUGACACUGUCCUCCCUCACCAGCAUAUUCUACCUGAAGAACAUCAUUCUGCACUAAAUGUAAAGACCCAUAAAAGGCUUUUAAGGAUUCUCUGAAAGUGCUGAUGACUGGCUCCAAUCUGGUAGAGUUUGUUAAAAGCAGCGUGGGAUAUAAUCAGCAGUGCUUACGUGGGGAUGAUCGCCUUCUGUAGAAUUGCUCAUUAUGUAAAUACUUUAAUUCUACUCCUCUUUUUGAUUAGCUGCAUUACCUUGUGAAGCAGUACACAUUGUCCUUUUUUAAGACGUGAAAAACUCUGAAAUUACUUUUAGAGGAUAUUAAUUGUGAUUUCAUGUUUGUAAUCUCCAAGUUUUCAAAAGCAUUCAGUCAUGGUCUGCUGAGUUGCAGACUGUAGUUUACAAAAAAAAAGAGAAGAUAUUGCAGUAAAAAUGUGCUUCUUUAAGGCUGCAAUACAAAUAUUCAGUUCCCUUCUUGAACAGCAUUGAACCCACAUUUACACAGACACAUUUUUCCUUUUUUGAUAGAAAAAAUAACAAAUAAUAUUGCCUUCAAAAUAAUAUUUCUUCAAAAUAUUACACAUAUCUAGAUUUUCUUCUAGCAUGAUAUUCAGGUUUCAAGAAUGAGCCUUGUAUUAUAACUGCAUUGUGCAGUACUGCUUUCUGGUUUCUUUCCUUUCUCCUGCAAAUUCAGCAUGGGUGUGCCUUCAUAAAACACUUCUUUCCUCUUCCUCUCCAACAAAUCUGAAAUGUCUUUUGGGAAAUGCUAAAGCAUCCUUUUGAGCAUAACAAAUCUCUAGUCUAGGACAAAGGUGCUAUUGGCUAAAAGCAAAACCUCCUCUUCCAUCUCCAGGGGGUCAUCAAAAAGCUUCAGACUUAGGUUUUUAGGCAACCAGUUGAGGAUAGCACCAACUCCUCUUUGUGUUUUCCAUCUAGCACCACUGACCAGUAGAUGAUUUCAGUAAAAACCAGUUUUUCCCAUUACAAAACAGAACACAAAUUAUUUUGAGACAUCUUUUGAAUGUAGGAAUGUUUUCCUUAGUCAUUCUAAAGCCAAAUUCCUCAAUGGCUGUAAAUGUGAGAAGCUGAACUGUCCCUUUUGUAUUACUGGCAAAAACUAUGUGAAUUGGUAUUUUUCUUGCACUUAAUUUUGUACUGGUUUGGCUAAUUUAGCAAUGAUAAAGGAUGCUUUUAAAUAUUAGAUAUCUGAAAAUACAUGAAGUAUCAAGCAGAAUUUUAUAUAUAUACAUAUAUAUAUAUUAAAACGAGGUUGCUCCAAUAACUGUACCGAAGUGCAUGUUGCCGUCCAUGAUAGAAUCAUCAUUACAGACAGGACUUCAUUACCGACGUACUAACGCUGUACAAAUAGCUUGCACAGCAGUUAAGGCCUCAUACCUAAUUUCCUCGUACUGCAGUCUAUCGAGAUAGAUAACGCUCAUUUCACCCAGUGAAGGAUCAAGUUCUGAAAUAGCACCUAAUGCUACUAACUUUGUUGUUUUUAAGCAGCCCCAGACAGCACUAAUGCAAAAUAUUACUCACCGUUUAUGGCUGAGUUUAAAUGCCAUCUGUGUAAACUGCUGGGGCAUGGCGAUGGCCAACAGCCCUUGACUACAACAUCCCUUUGUGACCCCAACAGAUUUUGACUUGCUUACAAAGCAGCUAUUGAUGACAAGAGUAACAAAACCACUAUUGACACCAACACUCCUAUGUUUUCUCUUAUCUAUAUGUCUGGUAGGUGACACAAUUCCUGUAGUCGACGUUUUGUCUCCUAUCAAUCAAUAGGUUUUUGUAGCAAGCAAUACCAGAUGAGCACUGUGCAUACCCAGCAGUUCCAAGUUCAGCUCACAGGUACCCCAGUUUUGGGAAAGGCAGACUCUGGGUUUCACUAGUCUCAGUAUACACCACCCCAUGCUAACAGAAUAUACACUGAAUCUGUUGUAGUUAGUGAUAAAGGGUAUAAAAGAAAUAUGUUGACUCCAAAACAUGGGAAUGAAGUGUCCUGGGUCACUGUGGAUGUUCAGUGACAGAUCAUACUAUUUCUAUCUUAUUUCCAGUUACUAUUUUCAGUAAUGUAGCAUUUUUUAAAACCUCAAAUAACAUGAGAAACUUAAUCCUCUGAGGAAACAGUCAAAACCCAAUUCAAAUUGUACUAUACACAGUCCUGAUAUCCUGAUGUCUCUUGUAUUGCAGCUUUAAAGUGCUAUAUUUUAGAACCCAUUUGCUAGAAACAGUGGUGCUGCAGAAAGUAUUGUGUCAGUAUGGUUUUAUGAGGGGAAAAAAAAAGGAUAUGCAUAGCCCAGCUCAUGCGCCUUGUCUCACAUAAAACUGAGAUGUUUCUAUACUGUGGCUGGAUCAAAUUCCAUAUUUCAAUGAUAUAUUUCAUUCCAGUGGUUCCCAAGACCUGAAACAUGGUAUUUCCAGCAGCAGAAUAGAAUGAACAGCAGCUUUAUUAAAUAUAUUUCAAAAAGAUAAUUAUAAGUUGACUGUUUGCAUUCAUACCUGCUAGAGCUACUGGAUAACAUGGAUAUUCAGUCCCAUCUCAGACUUUUCACUUGAAUUUGGGGGGACACCAUUAUUGUCAAGUUUAAAAAGUCAAAAGCAAACAAACCCUA
Molecule: messenger RNA, 3848 nt
Organism: Pezoporus occidentalis (night parrot)
Lineage: Eukaryota; Metazoa; Chordata; Aves; Psittaciformes; Psittacidae
Gene: NEGR1
Product: neuronal growth regulator 1
Exons: 8
Coding region: 122-1300 (392 amino acids)
Source: RefSeq, a predicted model, not a curated record